Molecule: messenger RNA, 1449 nt
Organism: Adineta ricciae
Lineage: Eukaryota; Metazoa; Rotifera; Eurotatoria; Adinetida; Adinetidae
Source: the annotation of a GenBank genome assembly
AUGCCUUCAAUAAAUGAUGCAGUCAUUUUAUCAACUACUGAUAUAUCAUUAAGUGUAAAAAUGCCCAAUCAGCAUUGUAAUGGGGAUCAUCAAUCAACAACUCCUCAAGGUAUUCUCGAGCGGCAAGCAGAGAAAUGGCAAGUUUCACUAACAAGUAAAGCAUUCGCUCAUAAACUUGAUGAAACUGAUCCGUUAAAACAUAUGCGAGAUGAAUUUGUGAUUCCAACAAUCGGCGAUCUCCCAAAUGCGGAUGCAACACGAUUCGAUUCGAAUAGUGAAUCAAUCUAUUUAUGUGGUCAUUCAUUAGGUUUACUACCUAAACGAGUGCGAACAGCGGUCGGUGUAUGGCUUGAAGACUGGGCAAAACUAGGAGUUCAUGGACACGUUCACGGUAGAAGUCCAUUUGCAAAGUGUGAUUAUCCAUGUAUUCCAACACUGAAGAAACUGCUUGGCGCACAAGAUCAUGAAGUGAUGGUGAUGAAUCAACUAACAUCAAAUCUUCAUCUUAUGAUGAUCUCAUUCUAUCGACCGACAAAAGAACGUUUUAAAAUUCUAUACGAAGAACGAGCAUUUCCCAGCGAUGAAUAUGCGCUUCAUUCACAACUGCGUUUUCACGGAUAUGAUCCAAAUAUAGCAUCGAUUAAAGUCUCGCCGAGAAAAAAUGAAACUUAUGUGAGAACGGAAGAUAUACUCGAUAUCUUAGAGAAACAAGGUCAAUCUAUCGCACUGGUAUUCUUCAGUGGUGUACAAUAUUACACGGGUCAAUUAUUUGACAUGAAAACUAUAACACGUGCCGGUCAAAAACAGGGAUGUGUGGUUGGUUGGGAUUUAGCUCAUGCACUUGGCAAUGUUCCGCUGCAUCUGCAUGAUUGGAAUGUUGACUUUGGCGUCUUUUGUUCGUAUAAAUAUUUGAACGCUGGUGCUGGUGGCAUUGGUGGCAUCUUUGUUCAUUCGAAUCAAUUUGAUAAAGAUUACCCACGUUUUGAUGGAUGGUGGGGUAAUCGAUACGAUACACGAUUUGAGAUGAGAACCGAUAUCGAUCGAGAUAUCGGUGCUGAUGGCUUUCGAAUGAGUAAUCCAUCAAUUCAUCAAUGUACCGCAUUGACUGCAAGUCUAGAAGCUUUCGAAGAGAGUGGUAUAGAAAAGAUCCGAGCGAAGUCGAAAUUACUCACUCAAUACAUGCAAUAUCUGAUUGAAACUGAAAUUAAUCAACCAUCAAGUAAAUAUCAAAUCAAAUUUCUAACUCCAUCAGAUCCCGAGCAAAGAGGUGCUCAACUCUCAUUACAUAUCGUCGGUGCAGAUGCCAAGCAGAUAUUCGAUGAACUUGAGCGAUGUGGUGUUUCCCUGGAUGUUCGUGGUGAUGUCAUUCGUGUAGCAGCUGUGCCGCUUUACAAUUCAUUUCUGGACGUCUAUCGAUUUGUGACGUUGUUGAAAAAUAUUCGAAUCUGA